Paramecium tetraurelia is the source of this 222-nucleotide messenger RNA. RefSeq lists its product as uncharacterized. NCBI's taxonomy places the organism in Eukaryota, Ciliophora, Oligohymenophorea, Peniculida, Parameciidae. The record is from RefSeq and is a predicted model, not a curated record. The transcript has a single exon.
AUGAGCAAUAAAGUUCCAUAAAAUGGGAUUUAAGUUGUAGCUAGAUACUCAAGAAAUACAGAUGAAACAGAAGUAAAGAGAAUCUCCUUAAAUGAUGAAAUUAAUAAGUAUGAAGAGUUUUCAUAUUAAUUUGACUACUAUUAAGAAAAUUUGAAUUAAAAUGAUCAUGAAGUUCCUGAAUAGUAUCAACAAUAAAUCUUCGAUCCUUAGACUAAAAUUUGA